Molecule: messenger RNA, 7306 nt
Organism: Biomphalaria glabrata
Lineage: Eukaryota; Metazoa; Mollusca; Gastropoda; Planorbidae
Product: tyrosine-protein kinase RYK-like
Exons: 14
Coding region: 521-2041 (506 amino acids)
Biological process (GO): multicellular organism development; axonogenesis; cell surface receptor protein tyrosine kinase signaling pathway
Cellular component (GO): signaling receptor complex
Molecular function (GO): ATP binding; protein kinase activity
Source: RefSeq, a predicted model, not a curated record
AACGAUAGGCUUGACGUGUGUGUGUGUGUGUGUGUGUGCUGACUGCCCAAUGCCGUUAGUGUGUGUGCUGACACCUGUGGUGACCUCGGGGACUGUGUCUUGUGUUGACAAACACGUUGCUAAAACAAUAACUGACCUUAGAGGGGGGAAAUAAAAGGGGCUGAGUAGGGAAAGGAGAGAGAGAAAAAAAAGGUGGGGGUGGGCUGGAAAGAUAAAUAUCCUGUGGAAUGGUUGAAAGACAAAGGCCAUCACGACUGGACGUGCCUUAAGCCCAGUAGAAUGUCCGGCUCAAAGGACAUGGGCACAAAUAUGAAGGGGAAAAUGCAACUGCUUGUUUUUGUGUUCCCGCCUUAUUUCUAAGUCGUGACACACUUUACUGCUGACUUCCGGUGUUGAAUACGAGUUAUAUUACGUCCGUAACGGAAUCAUUAACCAAUAUGCGCUGUCCUUUGACCUACCGCUCCAGUCCCACAUUGACGAGAUCUACUUCAACUGGCAAAACCUCAGGGAUGAUCCACCGAUGUUCUACAAGAUGAACUUCAACGUCAGCAACCGCCGCGCCAUGAACAUGCCCUCAGCCAACAUCAGCGAGAACGGAGAGGUCCCCAGAAAUGUGUCAGUGUUCAAGGUGUCGCUGCCGUGCACUGGUCAGAUCAAUGCCGAAGUCCACAUCACCAUACAGAUCAGUAUCAGCCUGGUGUCUGCUGCCAACCCCCCAACCCUUCUCUUCAAGAGGAAGAAAGUCUGCCUGAAAAAGAACUCCUCCUUCUGGGUGCACACUGACAAAGAUGGCAUCAACAAGUACCAGUUCUCCAGUGGUAACUCAUCCAUGUCCACCCACUUACCUGACCCAGAGUCUGAAGAGAAAAGUGACCUGACCACGUCCACACACUUCUUCUAUGCUGCUGUGGCCUGUACCUGUGCUGUGAUCAUACUCAUCGCCCUGGGUGUGACAGUCUAUUACCUAAAUUCUCAAAGAGGAUCAGACAGGUACUCCAAGAAGAUACAGAUCUAUCGCAGUAGCAGUUCCCAGGCCUUGACUGGACAGAGUCAAACAUUUCUGAGACCAGACACACCAAAUAAUGCCAGUGGUUCAGGUGCUUCCACAAGUUUUCGGCGCGGUGUCUCGCCAUCAAUAGAUCUGAAGUCCACUGACAUCAACACUGUCUUGAGUGACAUACUGAUAGACAGGAAGAAGAUCACUUUAGUUGAGCUUUUACAUGAAGGAACAUUUGGUCGCAUUUACAUGGGAACACUUCUGAGUGAUGAGGAGAAUGAGACAGGAACUGAACAAGAUGUCUUCAUCAAGACAGUUACAGAUCAGGCCAAGUCAGACCAGGUCCAACUGUUCUUGACAGAGUCAGUUCUCCUCAAGUCUCUCAUCCACCCCAACCUACACAGUAUUCUAGGAGCAUGUCUUGAAAGCCCAGACCAGCCCCUGGUUGUCUACCCAUAUUUACAAGAGGGCAACAUGAAAAAAUUUCUCUUGAAGUGCCGGAUGUCAGAGUGUGGAUCUAGAUAUACUCUCAAUACUCAACAACUAGUCUACAUGGCCAUACAGAUCAUACGUGGCAUUCAGUAUUUACAUAGGAAGAAACUUAUUCAUAAAGACAUAGCAACAAGAAACUGUAUAGUGGGCACUGACCUGGUUGUGAAGGUGACAGAUAACUCUCUGGCCAGGGACUUGUUCCCUGGGGACUACAACUGUUUGGGAGACAAUGAGAAUAGGCCGGUGAAGUGGAUGGCUAUUGAAGCGCUCAUGCAGAAGAGGUUCUCCCCUGCCAGCGAUGUGUGGGCCUUUGGAGUAACUCUGUGGGAGAUGAUGACACUAGGUCAACAACCAUACGCUGAGGUGGAUCCAUUUGAAAUGACUGCCUACCUCCAGGAAGGUUACAGAAUAGCCAAACCUCACAACUGUCCAGAUGAACUGUUCUCCCUGAUGGCUUGCUGCUGGGCACUAUGUCCAGAUGAGAGACCAAAGUUUCCCCAACUGCUAACCUACUUACAAAACUUUUACAUGGCUUUGGGCCGGUACAUAUAAACAUAGUAUCACAUAGAUGGAGGAUAUUUUUAAACCAUGUCAAGCAAGAUACACGAGAAAAACAUUAAUCUGGGGGGCAAAGACAUUAAGAAUGUGGACUUUCUUCACUUGCUUAUAGACUGUACACAGUAUCACAUACAUGGUGGAUAUAGUUAAACCAUGUUGAGCAAGCUACACAAGAAGAAAAUUAAUCUGGGUCACAGACAUUUAGAAUGUGGACUUUCUUCACUUGCUCACUGUAGUAUUUCACCUCUGCCCACCUUGCUAGGUGUUUUCUGUUUUGAAGAACUAUGACGACAGCAUCCAUCCAUAACUCUCAAGCUUGUUUCACUGUGAGCAAAGGAAUAGGCACAAUGCAGAAUUGGAGCUUUUCAAGAAAGAAAAAAUGUCACCCUUUCAUUUUGGAUGCCCCAAAUGGAAACCUUGUGCUGUGGAUUUCAAGGUUACCCAGGGUGCUCCCCAGAUGCACCUGAUUCUUAAAAGUCAGCCUCUACCUACAUAUUUAUAUACAUAAAUAUAUCAGUAUUUAUAAAUGUUUUUAUCUGAGGUGAAGCCAAGUUUAGUUGUGACUUUCUUCCUGUCUCUUCCUAGUGAUGGAAGAAGACUAAAACAAUAUCCUGCAUUACUUGAUGUUUCUAGCAUUGACUGCAAAUCAUUUGUACAGUUUUUUUUUAUUCAGACAGUUUAUAUGGCUGUGUUGUAGUUAUGAGCGCUAAUUGAACAAAUUUAUACCAUGAACUUUUGAUGUGUUCAUAUUCUAUUAAAAUAUUUCUUGGGUUGUGAAAGUUCAUGUGUAAGCUGGGGAAAUUAGUGAAUGGAUUUGAAAACCAAAAAAUUGUAGUGAAUUUGAAUGAAGCUUGAGUGUUUAAUAUACAUUAUACAUCUGCACACUGUUCAGUAUUCUACUUAAUUAUCAAUUUUGUCAGUAUCAACAGAGCACCUUUGGUUUGUUAACUGUUUAUGGGAUAUACAAUAAUUAUAUUUCAAAUUGUAUGGUAAAACAUCAUUAAAAUUUUAAAAGUUAAAAUUAAAUUUCAUCAGUUAUGGGACAUGCAUACCAAGUUCCAUAGUUGCAGUAUUCUAAUAAAUGGCUGUGUAGUUGGAGUGUUUGGUUGUCCCACAAGAGUUUAUGUUCUUGUAUGAUGUAAUUAUCUUGUCUUUAGAAGUAACAUUUAUAAUUUAUAAGUUAAGAUAGAGAUGGAAUUAUAACUCAAGAUUGAAGAUGUUUCCAAGUCUCAUCCUAUCUCCAAUGACCAACUUCCUGUGCUGGCCACAUGACACCAUCGUAAAUCAGUGCUUAUGGUGAAAAGAGCAUACAUCGGCUAUAGCCAUGGUGCCACUAGUAUUAUUCUAUACUUAUUUGUAGGAAGAAUGUUUACAAGUGGUCAUUGAUGUAUUUCUAUGUCAUCAAUCUGUACAUGUAGGCUCAUAUGUGAAUGAUUUAUUCUGUCUUUAUUUAUUUUGUGCAUUAUUCAAAUUGAAGGAAAAUGAAAUAUAGACAGAAUGUUGAUAGACUCUUGAUAGAAUGUUGAUAGACUGUAUUAUUUUAAAUCAGUGUCAUGUUUGCUAUUCUUGUGUAGUUGUGGGAAUGUAAAUGUAAAUGUUGUAUUCUAAUAAAGCUUUAACCUUUGUGCAUCUGUACAUUAUUCUUGUCAUCUCAUAAUUGCACAGCUAUAACAGACCUAAGCUAAAUAUAGAGGCUUGCAUUUGAUUAAUGUGUGGGAAAAGCUUGACCAAUGGAAUUAGGUGUAGUUUUGAAUGAUCUUAAGCAGUAAUUGUUGUUGUCUAGGCUGUCAAUAACACUUUUACUAUAAGAUGAUAGCUUUAUUGGCUAGUUAAUUAUCAUAAUUAGUUAUAUUAAGUUAUUGCUUAGUUUGUGUGUAAGAGUGUGUCAUGUGGAAUGAGCUCUUAACAUGAUGGCACAAGGUUCAAACCCUGCCCACCGCCGUCUUUUAAGAGAUUUGGGUUCAGAUGUAAUAAUCUUCAACUCUAGGAACAUCAGAAACAUGUCAAACAAACUCACUCUCAGUCAUAUUCUUAUGGAUUAAAUUUUUUUUUUUCAAAAUGUUUUUAAAGUAAAAAUAACUCUAAUAGCUUGGAUGGUAGGCUGCAUUAGUUUGCACUUUGGACUAUCAUACAGUUUUUAGGACUAUCAUACAGUUUUUAGGACUAUCCUACAGUUUUUAGGACUAUCCUACAGUUUUUAGGACUAUCCUACAGUUUUUAAGAAAUUAAACCUGUGUUAUCUCUUAUCCCUUGCUGUCCUGCAAUAGGUUUAGAUUAGGAAGCAAUUAGCUUUAUUUCUGAAGUGCAUCUUCAAGUUCAAAUACAAAAAAGAAAAGCCAAAAAUGUUUUUUUUUAGGUUACACAAAUUACACUGUGCUGGCAUUUAAACCAUCUUUUAAAACAUUGUCUAUUGAAACAUUUAAUUCCUUCAUAAUUUCACUUAUAGAAAUGGGAAAUGGUUAAUUUUAUAUAUUGAUCUCCUUGAUAAUAACAAAACAAAUUCAUGAAAGUGUACACAUGUUUUAGAGAGUAUAUUUUAAAUGUAUAUAAAGUGUAUUGCAAAGAGCUGAGAAGUCCGUUCCAGUAUUUUGGCUGAGCUUGACAAGUUUUCAUUCAUGGGAUAUAUUUACUGCCAACUCCAUUCAUUGUAGAUUCUAAUGCUAUUAUUCUUUGUUGUAAUGUAUGUUAUGAUUGACUUUAUGUUUUCGUUAUGACAAUAUCUGAACAACUCAUUGAGUAAAUGACAGAUUUUAUUUUAGCUAACACUUUUUUUUUCUUCUGUGAACUGUGAAACUUUUUAUUCAAGUCAAUUUUAUUUUUAUUAUUGUCAAAUUGACAUCGGAAUUUUAAAAAAUAAACAAUAAAGAUUACCUCUAAUCAUGUCUUAGUGAAUGGUUUUACUGUUGACUUUUUACCUUCCUUAUUCAACGUCCAACUACUUUUCUUAUAUUUCCAGUAAAUAAGACCAAAACCUGAUUAAUUGAAAGAAAAUAGUUUCACUGUCUGAAGAAUCAUACUGUUAUGUUUAGUUGUUUUAUUUAAUCCGAAAAAUGAGUUUAAUGUGACGGCCUCAGAUAAUGGGAGAAAAUGUUUCUUUUUCACUUCAAUUUAAUAAAAAGCAAUAUAUUUUUGUCUUUUCAAAGUAAUGUUCCAAAAGUCUUCUUGCUUCCAGUGAGUCAAAAAAUUGUGUGGCUUCCUGUGUUAAGAGACAGCAUUGUUGUUUAAAAUAUUUAUUAUUUCCCUUGCUGCUGUUUCAACUGCUUUUUUUCACUUACUGUAAAAAACAACAACUCAUAGUGACAUAUGCUGUUAGCAAGAAAAUAUUAUUAUUAUUAUUUUGAUUGAAAUAAUUCUAACAUUAAUUUGCCAAAUCUAUUUUUAUAUAGAAAAUAAAGGAUUGAAAUAAAUGAUUGUCUUUCCAUGUGGUUUAGUUUUUACAAAUACUUUGAUGUGAACUAUUUAAAUAGAAACUAAGUAGACACAAUCAUCACAAACACAUGACAAUAUCUUUUACCAUUUAGCUACAAUAGUCAAUAGAGUAUCUAGCAGUUGUUAAUGAUUUGUAGACUCCCAACACAUGAAAAGUGUCCCUUUAUAACAGACAUCAUAGACCAAGUCUUGUAGCCCCUUUAAGUUCUGGUUCUAAACCUUGUGCAUUGUUGCUAAUAAUCACACACUGUUAAACUCCGUAUGUUGUGUUUUAUGUCUUGACAAAUCAUCUUUUCCCUUUGCAACUUUUCAUGUGACUAAAGAGGCCAAUCCUUGAUAUACAUCACUGUGACAAGAUAGGCAUUGGUAAUCAUCACAUACUGCAGCAUUUUCAAUCUUCAUUCUACUUCUGUAGUGUACAAUCCAAAGCUCCUCUUUUACGCUUGCGCUACAUAUGAAUCUAUCCUGUGCUUCUUACUGUUGAUAUCGAUUCCAGAGAGCUUCAUGUCACUCUUGUAGCUUAUCUCAUAAAGUGGAUAAUGUUCAGCUUUCCUGCCAACUAUUAGAUCACCAUACAAUUUAUCUUGUGGAAGUUGACACUUAAACUAGAAAAUAAUUAAAAUAUAAAUUCAGAAUUUCUUGUCUGAUCAUUAGCUAAUUAAGGGGUAUAAUGUAUUUGUGACAGUACUUAUAUGAUUUUCUAAAUAAACCUUAUUGUUCCUAGAAACUGAAAGAUAUAAUUGGGGUGUAGGGGUUUAAAAUGUAAUUUUUUUGUUGAAAGAUAUACAUUUUUUUUUACAUUUUUGUAUAAAUAUUUGCUGUGGCAGUUUGUUUAUAUUUGCUGUGACAGUUAAUUUGAUGGUACUAAAUUGUAUGAUUGACAAAUGUUCUUUCUUCACUAAUAGUAUUUGAUUUUAAAUCGAUCUUGAUAUUUGGAUAGUUUAACUAUGGGACCUACCCAUGUGACUUAUGUACACUGUUGAGAAAAAAAAUGGUUGUGGUUAUAAAAUGAAACCAAAAUGCCAAGAUACAUUUGAUUCUGAUGGUGUUUGAAAAUGUCACAGAACUUGUAUAUAAAUGCCAAUGCACAACAUUUGUACAAUUUUUUAAUAAGAAGGAAUGUUGUUGUUUUUUUAUCUGUAGUAUGACAUCUGGUGGCUGAGGUAGAGUAAUAAACUGCACUACCUGAAGUGCUGAGUUUCUUAGAGAUUUUAUUUAGCUUAGUGGGUGUCUAAGUCCUCUAAGCCUAAUAUUUGUGGGAAUACAUCGUUCUUUUACCACAUAUCUUCUACAGUUUUGAACUAUUCUUCAACUAUCGUAUAGAAAAUUCUAUUCUUUUAAUUUUAAAAGGUCUAACAAAAAUAUUAUGAAUUAUUCAAAUUAUUAUACACCUUCUUUUAAUAUCCAAUCUAUUUAUUAUGUAAAAAAACAAAAAGAUUGAACAUUUUAAUGUCUUAACAAAUAUACACAUGAUAAAAUUAUAUAUGAAACUUCCCUUUAACUGGGUGUGCACAAAAUCUUUAUGUACAUUCAAUUCUGUGAGUAAACAUAGCCUUAAGUUAGAUUUUAUGAAAAGAUAACUCAUGGCAAACAUGACAGAUUUUGUAAGCCAAGAGUGCGCUUUCUCUUGAGCUCAAUUAGAAUAUGAUCCUGUGUUGACUUCCACCAUUAAAUCUAUGCACACUGCUAGACAUGCUAGUCCGCUAUGUUCAUGUACAGUUGUGUUGACUUGACUUUGACAACCUUGAGUCAAAGUGAAACUAUUUAUAGAUUUUGUGACAGUGUUAUUGAUAGCCAAAUAAACAUACAUUUUUUAAAAUUGGUAUAUAA